AGCAAUUUCCCGCUUCAUCUAUCUCCCUUGGUUAAUCCCCGUACACUGAUAUUCCUGGUGUCGCGCGACUUUCCUCCUGAAACAGAAACUGCAAAAGCCACCUCACUAACUACUCGCCGGCCGUUUUCUUCACCGCCGCCGGAAUUCCACUUUCUCUCGGUUUGUAUCGCGAAACUGUAACGACUCUUCUCUCUUCACAAGAUUUUAGGUUUUUAACUUUCAAUAGGUUUUCCGAUGAGUGCUGAGACGAAACCAGUGAUUACCUCGCUUACUAGAAGCACAUGGAACACGGAGAAGUCAUACGAGUUGAAAUCAAUGGUUUCUUCCUCUAUUUCGCAAGCCUCCUCUAUACCCGAGCUGAUUUCUUAUCUGAAAUCGGCUUUUCGUGACAAGGAGUUCUCUCUGGUGGAAGGAAUUCUGAUGGACCGUGAGAAACAGCUGCGGACAGAAAUUCAAAAUCUAAAGAGAGAUUUUGAUUCCGUAAAGACGGGGAGAGAUUUAGCAGACAAGGAACAAGCUAUUGUUGACCUGGAAAAGUUAAAUAAGGGGAAUCAAUUGAAGGAUAUGCAGAGGAAAUAUGAGGAGGUAAAAAAUGAAAAAGCUGAAGUUGAGGCAAAGCUAAAGAUUUAUUUGGAAAAGUUCAAAGAGUUGGAAAGUAGAGUAGCACUCCAGGAGGAAGAAGCUGCCCAAAAUCGUGCUGUGGAUGUCUCAGUGAUCCAAAAAAUGGUAGAAGAUUUGGAAGCUGAGGAUGAUGAUGUUGUAGAAGUGAAUAGUAAAAGUUCUGGCGCUGAUGGGGAUCUUCAGGAGAAGCAGUUGUCACCUAGGGCUCCCUCGGUUGAUUCAACUGGAAAUGGAAGUGGUAAAUCAAGAGAUGAAGGGAGUGGUAACACGGAUUUCGUUUCAACAAAAAUGUAUCUGGUUAAUUGUCCUGAUGUCCAGACAUUGCAUCCCAUGCCUUCUGCUGGAGGUUCUGUUCAAGUCAAUAGCAAUGUUUCUAACAUAGAAAAGAAAAGAUGUCGUUCAGAGGAAGCAGACCCUCUCCCUAUCAACUUGGCUUGUGAGAAGAGAACACCUAUUGUAGAUUUUUCAGCAUGUGAAGCAGAAGACUGUGUUAAGAAUAACUUGGAUACAAUAUCUGGAAUGGCUGGGUCUUCAACUGUUGUUCACAUUAGCGACAGUGAUGAUGAGAAUGCAAAGGCUUGUGUUUCAAAAAGUAAUGGUGUAGGCAAGAAUUUAACAUUUCCACACCAGAUAAAAGAAGAGGAAGUAAAGGACACUUCAUUGUCCAAGAGGAAAAGAAGCUUAAGUGAUAUUGACAAUGGGGAUGGUUCUUUAUUGGGCAAACAAAAGACAGGGUCUAUUCAAGAAUUAAAUCGUGAUGUAAAACUAUCCUUUGCUCAUGACAAUUCCCAUCAAAUGGUGUUCGUAAGACGAUGCGAUGACAAAGACGGAGGGAAGUCUUAUUCUCAACUUUCUUCCAGAAAAUCUGAUUUAUUAAAGCUUGAUGGGAUUGGUGAUGAUAGUUCUUCAGAUUCAGAGAAUGAUCCCUUGAGUGACAAAAGUAUGAAUAUGUUAAUCCAAAGAAUUACAAAACGUAAAGUGUUCUCAUCAGAAGAUGAUUUAAGAUCGUCCUUUGAGAAAGACCCUGAACUUUGUAUGAAUGCAGUAUGUGCACUUUAUAGGAAACAGAUUUCUCCAAACAUCUCUUCCAAGGGCAUGAGUCAGGGGUUGAGUCUAUCUGAUAAAAUCAGCAUAGUUGCUUUGGGUGAAUAUCUGAUCGAUGGGGAUCCAGGAAAUAAACUCAGAAAAGCCGUGGAAGAAGUACGUCCAAAGGAUCAUGCAGAAUGUAAAAGAUUAGCUACUAAAUACUGCCACCAACUAUAUCAGAUAUACCUUAACAAGGAGGAUCAUUUGUUUCGCCUAAUCCCUAAGUUCUAGUUUAGCAGAAAAACAGACAGAAAGUUAUUGCUGCUCAAGAUGGAAGCUUUUGCUGUAGCAGCUGGUAACCAAGGCGUCUGUCUGAUUCAUCUUUUGUGACUUCGGUGUGGAUAGCUGAUUAUGAAUAGUUAACAACUGAUAUAUAUAGGUUUUCAUGGUCAUUGAUGAUUGGUGUAUGUAAAAAUUUAGGAGUAUAUUUUUUGUAUUCCCUUGAAUCAUGUUGAAGAUUUGUUCCCUUUUGUAUGUAAGGUUCUUAUAUUGGGUGCUUUUGGCUUAGUCACCUUUUGAUUCCUUAAA
This is a messenger RNA of Solanum dulcamara, 2235 nucleotides long. RefSeq lists its product as uncharacterized. The transcript has 5 exons. Bases 235 to 1938 code for a protein of 567 amino acids. The record is from RefSeq and is a predicted model, not a curated record. Lineage: Eukaryota; Viridiplantae; Streptophyta; Magnoliopsida; Solanales; Solanaceae.